This is a messenger RNA of Frankliniella occidentalis (western flower thrips), 4495 nucleotides long. Its product is annotated as trithorax group protein osa-like. The transcript is spliced from 13 exons. The record is from RefSeq and is a predicted model, not a curated record. Gene Ontology annotation, molecular function: DNA binding. Gene Ontology annotation, biological process: regulation of transcription by RNA polymerase II. Gene Ontology annotation, cellular component: nucleus. Bases 478 to 2856 code for a protein of 792 amino acids. NCBI's taxonomy places the organism in Eukaryota, Metazoa, Arthropoda, Insecta, Thysanoptera, Thripidae.
UGGGUGUUGCGUCCGCUCCGAGACGGACGUGUCUGCGUGUCGUGUGUGCUUCUCUUUCUGUGCUGUGCAUCGGCGCGCUGCGUGUGUCGACCCCUGCCCUGCAAGUGUGUGUGUUGUUUGUGUUGUUUCUGUGCGCGAGUUGGCGCCCGCGACGCCGCGCCGUGAGGACACAAGGAUAUAACCCAGCUUACCCGGCCGUGCGCAUUGGAUUGCCGCCGUGUCGUUGUUCGAGUGCUCCGUGCUGGAUACACGCGCACCCCCGUCACCAUGGUGGGAGAGUGAGCGAGUGGGCGCUCCCUCGAUGCUGCAGGCCUGCUGACCCCGAGUGUGUGUGUGCGUGUGUGUGUGAGCGAGUGAGUGUGUGUGAGUGUUGGUGGUGACCUCUUUCGUCUGUGUGAGAGGGUGUGCCAGGACACCCACCCUCCGGCCACCAAAAUUCGGGUCAAAAACAGAGAACCGGUCCCCCUGUACCAGCAGAUGGAGCACACUGAAGGCAGUGACAUGGAAGAUGGCAUGGUAAGCUUUCGAGCUUCAGAAGCCUCAGAAGGACGUUGGUGGUCAGGGGAUAUGUACGGCAGCGGAGGGACGGUGAGUGGCGGAAUCGAUUUGGCCAAUAAGACGGGAUCCGUUUCGGUGAGUGGAUCUUUUAGAUGGUGGAACAAAAAAUGCGAGACUGCCUUCCCGUCCAACAACGAGGAGGAGGCGAGCGACCCGGAGCUCGGCGAUGAGGACAGCGACGACGUCCUCCGGCGCCUGCCUGUCCUAGGCGGGCUGGCGGCCGGGCUGGCCGGCGGCCUGGCGGGCGCGGCCGCCGCCGGGGGCGCGUCGACGGGGCCCGGCGACGCGAGCAGCCCGCACUCCAACGGUGACCCCGAGGAGGGCGGCGACGUCUCGGGCGAAGGCGAGCCUGACCAGGAUCACGACGACAGACCCGAGGACCACAAACAGAACAACAACAAUAACAGCAGCAGCAACAACAACAACAGCCUGGGCAGCGGGCGGUCGUCGUUGGAGCGGGAGCUGUGCCGGCCCCCCAGCGCGCCGCACGGCCAGCCGCACGGCCAGCCCCCGCCGGGGCUCACCCCCAGCAGCACCGCCACGCCCUUCUCGCUGCCCUUCCCCUUCCCCCACCCCGCCGCGGCCGCCGCCUUCCUGCCGCCCCCGGGCGCCACCCCCAGCAGCACGCCCGGCGCGGCCGCCAACCCCCAGCACCGGCACUCGGCCUCGUCGGCGUCCUCGCACUCGUCCGAAUCGUCCACCUCGUCACAGCAGACGUGGAGCUUCGAAGAGCAGUUUAAACAGGUGCGGCAGGUGAGUAACGAGCUUACCUCAUCUGUUAGUCCUUCGCCCUCCAGCCUGAGCAACGGAGUAGUGGGUGGAGUUUCUCUUUCUUCCCGCAUCGGAGCCGACAUCAUUUCGUUAUAUGAAAUCAACGACGACCCCAAAAGGAAGGAAUUCCUGGACGACCUCUUCAGCUUUAUGCAGAAACGAGGGACCCCGAUCAACCGCCUCCCCAUCAUGGCCAAGAGCGUGCUGGACUUGUACGAGCUCUACAAGCUGGUGAUCGCGCGCGGUGGCCUGGUGGACGUCAUCAACAAGAAGCUCUGGCAGGAGAUCAUCAAGGGCCUGCACCUGCCCUCCUCCAUCACCUCGGCCGCCUUCACCCUGCGGACACAGUACAUGAAGUACCUCUACCCCUACGAGUGCGAGAAGCGGCGCCUGUCGACGCCGGCCGAGCUGCAGGCGGCCAUCGACGGCAACCGGCGCGAGGGGCGGCGGUCGUCGUACGGCACGUACGCCGACAUGGUGCAGCGGACGCCGGGCGGCGGCGGCGGCGGUGGCGGGGGCGGUGGCGGCGGCGGCCUCAUCGGCGGCCUCGUCGGCGGCCUGCCCGGCGGCGUCCAGCUCUCGGCGCACCCCUCCCACCCGGCGCACCCCGCGCACCCCGCCCACCCCUCGCAGAUGUCGCCCCUCAGCCUGGUGACCCAGGGCGGGCGGCUGCUCAACGGCAACGGCCACUACAACCACAACAACCACCACCCGCUGCUGCCGCCCCCAGGAUCAGGGCCCACCCCCGCCGAGCUGGAGAACCGGAUGGCCGAGUACAUGAAGCUCAUCAGCAAGGAGCUGCGCAACUCUGCCGGCACGCCGCCCCUCUCGAGACAGGGCUCGCCGCCCACCUCGCCGCGCGAGGCGACCAUGAACGCGCUGGAGAUGUCGCGGCUGACGCUGUGGAACAUCUACAACAACAACACGCUGGGCGCCGGGCUGGGCGCGGCGGGCGCGCUGGGCGCCAUGGGCGCGGCGGGCGCGCUCGGCUCGCUGGGCGGGCUGGCCGGCGGCCUCGGCGGCGCCAUCGCCGGCGGCGGCGGCGGCGACCCGGCCGACGCGGAGCACCCCGCGCACCCGGGGCCGGCCGAGCCGCAGCGCGAGGCGCUCAACCUGGGCGUGCAGCGCCAGCAGCAGCGCGAGCGGGAGCAGCUGCAGCAGCGGGAGCGCGAGCGGGAGCGGGAGGUGGCGCGCGCGCAGCGGGAGCGGGAGAGCCAGCGGGAGCGCGAGCGGGAGAGCCAGCGGGAGCGGGAGAGCCAGAGGGAGGCGACCAUCAAGCGGGAGCCGGAGGAGGCGUUCCUGCCCCCGGCCAAGAGGCCCGCCCUGCAGGACAGGGAGCGCGAGGAGGACGCGCACAGCCCCAGCCCCGUCAAGGCCGCGGGGACACACAUCAAGAUCAACAGCAGAGGUGACGGCCGGCCAGGGUCGGAUAACUCCCUAGUGGUGAGCAUGGACAUCAAUGGCAUCAUGUACCAAGGGGUACUCUUUGCCCAGCAGGCGGUCCCGCGAACCAGCCGCGUCUCGUAGAGAGCGCACAACCCUAUUAGGCCUCUCGAUUUUGUAGUCCGCUUUCAGAUUUCUACCGUUUCUCGCCCUCUUUAUCUUCUUCGCCUUUCAAGGUUUUCUUGUCAACUCCCACGCCAUCCACUUGCCCCGAUGGACUCGUGGUAGCGGAGAAGCGGCCGUUGAUUGUACAUACAAAGUUUUGUUUUAAUUUUAUAUCCCUGUGGAACUUUGGAACCGGACUACAACGUGAAUUGUUGUUGACUCCUACAUUACAUUCAAAUUCGUGUUUUUCCAUGGGUGAGAGUGUGUAUGUAUGUAUGCUUGUGUAUGUAUGUAUGUUAAAUGUUGCAAUUGAUUGUACAUACUACACAAUAGUACCCCACCUUUUUUAUUUUUUAUUAUUAUUUUUUUGUUAUUUUGCAUCAGGUGAAUACCGUGAUGUUUUCAAAGAGUAGCGUAAGUAAAUUGAAAGUGUGUAAUUUUUAAUGUGGUAAGCUUCGGGUGGGUAGCCAUUUGCCAUAGAAUAUGAGAAAUGUCUUUGCUAGUGUUGUACCCGGGGGUAAAUGUGAAUGUCAUGAAAGACUAGGCUACCCAUACCAGAGAGUUGAGUAUAUGUGGAGUAUGUGGUGAUAAAACUUUAGGAGCCUGGGGAAAAUAGUCUAUGGACAGGCACUUGUAUUCUCUCUAGUUCCCUCUCCCUUCUAAUUAUACCUUAGAGAAAUAGUAAAUUAUGUAGAAAAAUGUCAAAGUAGCCGAGUAGUUCCAUUAUUCCCUAGCAGCCUCUAGCAAAACUGUCAUCUACUGAUGAUAAAUUUUCCUUGCCCUCGUGUAUCGUUUAGGACACUGACUCACAAGUGUGAAAAUCUGUUUACAUUUUUGUUGUGUAUGGUGUGGAGUUGUUAUUUAAUUACUCUGUUUUGUUGUCAAGGAUGAUCUCAGCUUAUGGCUCCGUUCGCACGUAGCGAUGACAUUCCCUAGCUUAGUCACGCGGGCUCGUCCGCAAGAUGAAAAUUUACAAUGUUUCUUCAUUGAUAUAUCUAUUUCGCACUGGCAACAAGAGAAAGUUGCCUUUUCAAACUAAGUCUGAAGGCUCUGCCUUCUCCUUUAUAAGUUAAAGUAAAUUUAUGUGAUCAUUUUCUUGUCUUUUAGCAUGCAUAGAGGAUGUAAAUGUCCAAAAAUAUUUAUUUAUAUACCCAUGCUACUCUCAUGACAGAGGAAGUCUGUCAAGAACAUGAACAAAUUUUCAUCUAGAUGUGCAGCCCUAACAAACCAAAUUCUUAUUGCUGUAUGUAGAUAAUUGAUAUAAUAGUAAUUAUUAUUAUUAUUACUUGUAAUUUUAUUAUAGUUUAUAUUCUGAUUUUUGUGUUGAUUCUGAGUUAUUAUUGUGUUCAUUGAUUUGAUAUCACAAUGUUAGAUUCUCUCAGCCGAAUGCAAAUUGUGAUUAUUUGAUGUACAGAAAUUGUUGGUUGCAGCCUGCAUAUUGUGUGUUUCUCCCUUUAAACUGUUUUUAUUAAUUGCGUUGGCAUAGAGUCAUUUUUUUGUGUUUUUAGUGCAACUUGUGUAUAUUUUUAUAUUAUUCUAUGUAUACUUAUAUAUAUAGCAAACACGUCUGAUGGACUCAGCCAAUGAUGUAAAAUAAACAUUUUAUUCAAAAAGUUAA